AUGAGGAAUUUCACUCUUGGUAGUAGAGAUAGUGAUGAUGGGUCCCCCUACUACAGCGCCUCCCUGUACCCCGGCUCCGCCUCCUCCAGCGACGCCUCGGCCUCCAGCGUGCCCGGGGGCGUGGACGCGGGCGUGAGUCUGGCCCUCGCCUCCCUCAUGCCGCCCACGCUGCCCCUCCUCCCGCCCGCCGCCGCCGCCGCCGCCGCCGCCGCCGCCGCCCUCAUGCCGUACCACCCGCACGUUUCGGCGUCCCAGGCCACCUCCUCGAGCAUGGGCGUGGGUUCUCACAUGGCCGCCCUGUCCGCCCGCACGCAGCCGCCCCCGCCCGCCGCCCGCCACCUGCACUGCGGCCCCGCCCACUCCCCGCCCGCCGCCCGCCCGCGAGUCGCCCGCACCUCCGCCUUCACCGUCGAGGAGCUGCUCAAGGACAGGCGCUCGCCCUCGGCUGACGUGUCCGCGCGCCCGCACUUCCCCGUCAUCGUGUCGAGUCUCUACGGCGCCCGCGCUCCGCCCUCGCCGCCGUCGGGGGGCGAGCGGAGCCCCCAGCGGCCGCCCUCCGCCACGCCCGCGCGCGCCGCCCCUCCGUCCCUCCCGCCCUCGCCGCCCGUCGCCCUCGCGGCCUCGACCACGCCGCCCUGCGCCAGCCCGCGGCGCCCGGACCGGCCGCCCGCGUCCCCCGGCGCGCCCAGGGGCCUUGACGGCCUCCUGCGCCGCCCCGCCGCCCACGCGCCGCCCAGGUCCCCCCCCUCGCCCGCCUCGCCGGCCCCCCCCUCGCCCGGCCGCCGCGACGACCGCCUCCCCUCCCCCCUCUCGAGACGACCGCUGCCCAAGUCGAACUUCCUCCCCGCGGGGGCGUCGCCGAUGGGCGUGCGUCCGCCGGCCUGCUCCCCCCCGGCGCCCGCGCCGCCCGCCCCGGCAGGUUCGCCCCGCCCCCCAGCCUCCCCCGCGCGCCCCUCGCCUCCCCCUCCCCCUCCCCAGCCUUCCUCCCCAGCGACUUCGGCCUCGGGUCUACCCCCGCCCACAUCUCAGGCCCCCACGCCCACGCCCACCGAGUAUUCGCGGCCUGCGCUUUCCGUCCCCAUCAGCAGGCUUCGGGAGUCAACCCUAAGGAAAAAUCCGGAACCGGAGUCCCUGAGGCUGUUCGUUGUCGCUUACGACCUCGUUCUGGCAACUCCUGCGACGUCGCUGGAGCCAAACCGUAUCGAUAAUCUGAACACACCACACUCAAUCACUCAUUAUCCAGCCUCGUCCUCAGGUUCGCCCUCCCUCUUCACCUGUGCAACAAGAAGCACCUGCCACGUGUCUUGCAACCCGAACGCCACACUGCAGAGGCAGAAACGGCCAGAAAGUACCAAGCACCGAUUGAGUUCUGUUCCUUACAGCUGCUGA
This is a messenger RNA of Penaeus monodon (black tiger shrimp), 1389 nucleotides long. RefSeq names its product vegetative cell wall protein gp1-like. The record is from RefSeq and is a predicted model, not a curated record. Bases 1 to 1389 code for a protein of 462 amino acids. The transcript has 4 exons. Lineage: Eukaryota; Metazoa; Arthropoda; Malacostraca; Decapoda; Penaeidae.